Messenger RNA from Haemorhous mexicanus (house finch), 5835 nucleotides. It is a transcript of the gene RAB23, whose product is annotated as RAB23, member RAS oncogene family. The record is from RefSeq and is a predicted model, not a curated record. The coding region runs from base 289 to 1002 and encodes 237 amino acids. Gene Ontology annotation, molecular function: GTPase activity; GTP binding. NCBI's taxonomy places the organism in Eukaryota, Metazoa, Chordata, Aves, Passeriformes, Fringillidae. The transcript has 8 exons.
ACGGCGCUUCCGGGCGGGGGAGCCGGGAUGUGCGUCCGGGUUGGGUCGGCCCCAGCUAGUGGUUUCCUCUCCCCUUCCCUCCGUCUCCUCUUCCCUGCACCGCCGUGCCCUCGGAGGGAGCGCCGCCCGCCCGCUCCGUGAGGGCGUCAUCUGAUUCUUGGGAGGAAAUUUGCAGCUGCAAAAUGUAACUGUGAUGAUAUCCCGACGCGGCAAAACGUGGGGGAAGCUUAGCUUUUAUCAGAAUCAGUAGUUUCCUGAAUAAACCAGAGAGUCACCUGAGACGCAAAGAUGUUGGAAGAAGAUAUGGAGGUGGCCAUCAAGGUGGUAGUAGUAGGAAAUGGAGCUGUUGGGAAGUCCAGUAUGAUUCAGCGAUAUUGCAAGGGGAUUUUUACAAAAGACUACAAGAAAACUAUUGGUGUAGAUUUCCUGGAAAGACAGAUCCAAGUUAAUGGUGAAGAUGUCAGGCUAAUGUUAUGGGACACUGCAGGUCAAGAGGAAUUUGAUGCAAUAACUAAGGCCUACUAUAGAGGAGCCCAGGCUUGUGUUCUUGUGUUUUCUACAACUGACAGAGAGUCCUUCAAAGCAGUCCCUACCUGGAAGCAAAAAGUUGUGACUGAAGUUGGAGACAUUCCCACAGUUCUUGUGCAGAAUAAGAUUGAUCUUCUUGAUGACUCUUGCAUAAAGAAUGAGGAGGCGGAAGCGCUGGCAAAGAAGCUGAAGGUGAGGUUCUACCGAGCGUCGGUGAAGGAAGACCUGAACGUGAGCGAAGUUUUUAAAUAUUUGGCUGAUAAAUAUCUUCAAAAGCUCAAGCAACAAACAGCAGAAGAUUCAGAAGUAGUACAUACAAGCAGUAACAAAAUUGGUGUUUUUAAUACAGCUGGUGGAAGUCACUCCAACCAGAAUUCUAGCGCUCUUAAUGGUGGAGAUGUCAUCAACCUUAAACCCAACAAACAGAGGACCAAGAAAAACAGAAGUCCUUUUAGCAACUGCAGUAUACCUUAGACCACUUUUGGAGGAAAUUCAGCAGCUCAGAGAAUUGGAUGAAGUUGUGCAAUUGAAUACAGAAUAAAGCCAGCUGUAGAGGUAUUUUUACCGGUGCUUUAGCAAAUCUUGUGCCUCCUAGACAGAGGGUGGAUUUUGAUGAACUUGCUGUUGCUGUGGGUUUCUUGUGUGGCGUGAGACAUCUGGUGGCAACACACAGAACCGUGGCUGCCUCGUGCACUUUGUACAGAUUAGGUGAGCUUUUCCUUUCUCAAGGAGUUAUUUACAGAGCUAUGAACUAGGUAUUGCUGAAUUGCAAAGCACAUUUAAUGUAAGGAUAAUACUUAAACAUAUAGGUACGGACUAUAACUCUGUGGCCCAAGGUGAUGUAGCAACCUUGAAACUAAAUUUCAAAUAUUAGAAUUGGUUAGUCAGGACACUAACAAGAUAAAUGAAGAGCAAAAAACUACUACUUCAUUUUAUGCCUGACCAUAUUAAUAUUCUGCCAGGAUUCUGGCAGUCCUGUGGGUGCAAGAUCCUUGCAUUAAAUAUAUGUGUGCAUUAUAUUUGUAAACAUUUGGGAUUAAUAUCUAGGCUUGGUUCCAAUGUAUACGUUACUUGGAGAUCAGCUAAUGAUCAUCAAAUAGCAUCUACUAAUUGUCCUUUAAAAGUGUUGCAUUUCAAGUGAGGCUUUCCAAGCUGCCACUGUGUAUGAUUAACUUGCUAUACUUUGGGCCUAAAAGCUUAGAUUUAAAAAUGUGUGGUGCCAAAAAUGCUCCUUUUUACCUAAUGCUAUGCUACAGAUGUUUUGUAAGUUUGUUUUUCUCAGUCUUAACAGGUUGAACAAAUAACACUAAUAGCUAUUCAGAAGGAACAUAUGAUCAUAUUCUUGUUCAAGUUUGAUUGUUGUAUCCUGUGUCAUCUUAUGAAAAAGGAAUUUUCAAAGUGGUGUUACAAAUUAUUUAUCUUAUUUGAAAUUUUUUAAUACAUACCAUAAACUAAGUUACAGGGAUCCAAAAAAUUGCAGCUGAUUAUAUUUGGGAGACAUUCUUGAAUGUUGUCUCAGAUUUAAAGUUAAGGAAAUCUAAUUCUGCAAGAUGAGAGACAUGGCAAAAAAUUUUCAAAGUGCUUCAGUAAUUUUACAGAACUGAUGUAAAUGUUUAGGAGCCCAAAUCUAACUUCAGGGUUAUUUGGGCUAAGGCUCCUAAAUCACUAAGGUGCUUUUAAAGAUGCUAAGCAAGAUACCUUUUAUUUAGCAAAAAUGAACACUUUAUAAUCCUCUUUCAAGAGCAUGCAUGCCUUUUAAAAACUAUCCAUUUUGUUUACAUGUUUUUGUAUGGUAUGAUAUAAUUUUAACUUUCUAAGAUUUCUACAAGUCUGCCAGUGACAAAUGCAAAAUCUGCUGCUUAAAAAAAUCAGAGUUUUAAUAAUUUUGUAAAUGGUGUAUGAGAAUGAAAAUUGGUUGAGUGAUCCUGUAUAUUUUUGAAGGAAGGAUUUUUCACUAUGUGAAUUCAUGUAGGAAGCUUGACUGACUUUGUUUCUAAGUCAAUGAGUAUGAAAACUGAAAUGUAUUCUUAUUCCCACUGUCUGCAGGGAGAGAAGUGAGUGGCAAGUUAUGCACAAAUACUAAAGAUCUCUGAACUCUGUAUUUUAUGUUUACUGUAUUAGGCUUUCUACCAAGUACCGCAGUUUCUUUGCAAACCAUUAGAGAUCUCCUGUUGCUGGCAAGGAGGGCACUCCAUCCCUUUUGCUAUUGCAACAAAACUGUGUGUUCUUCACCAUAGUGUUUCCUGUUUCCUGUCUUUUCUCUUGCAUAAAGGCCUCUAUUUUUUAACAAAUGCAUUUAAUUGCUGUAUGUAUAAAUGGAGUCAAGUCUUACCUGUCUUAGCAGUUUAAGAAGUAAGGUACUUGGGAUAAGAUGAUUGAACAUCACCUCACAACUUAGGGAACAGUGUAUGCAUGAAGAAUUUUGACAACUGUUUUUAAUAUGGAAACUUUUACAUUUCACUGUCUGUCUACAAGUUUCAUGGGGUUUUAUUCAUUUUUUGUGAAAAACAAACAAAACCACAAAGUGUUUGAAACAUCUUUUUUUGCCUUGUUUGACUUUGUACAGCAUAUCGAAAAGUAAGUCUUUAUUAUGUAUAAUGACAAUUUGUACUAUUUUAUGUUAUACUGUAACACACCGUACAAUUAGUAUAGGUUGUUUGUAUUUACAGUAUGUCACUAUAAACAACUGCUUUUAACAACUCAGCAGUUGUUUCAUAGGUGGAGACUUCACAGACUUGAUAAAUUUAAGCUAUGUUGAAAUGCAGUGCAUAUACUUUAAUGUAGGAAUAGUUACUUGCAGCAGUGGGUAACAGUGAGUUUUCAUUUUACUCCCACCCUAAAUCUGAAGUGGAUCUUUCUUUGUUGAGACCUUGCAGUGCUUGUUCUCUAACAUGACUGUGAUGGAAUCUGCUCAAAUUAACAUCUUUCUGGGAAGUCACCCUGCAUGUACACUGCUUGAAAAUUUUGAUUCUUUAUUCUACUGGGGUUAGUGUGUAAGUGUAAACCAGAUAACUUGCAUAUUGCAGGAACCCUUGGGUAUUCAAGUCACUCUUCAGUGGCACUAACUUUUGCCUUUUGGAAGAAGAGACAUGCCUAAGUGUUUUAGCACUUGUGUUGUCCCUCAUGAAUAAUUUUUAUUACAAACAUUACUUCAUUCUCCACUCAAAGCGUACUCAUUAAAAUAUCAUAUGUUUUAGUUAGAAAAACCUACAGGUGCAGGGCUAGUAAUAAAAAUGCUCUUCUCUUUGCAUCCCUGGGACUGCAUGGUGGGUGAGGAUGUGGCUCUGUUACGUCCGUGGUACCCUGGAUUAAGAGCAAGAGAUUCUCGUGCCAUAAGACACAAAUUUCAUUGCACUCCUGUAUAUUCUUUUUAUAUCUUUUGAAUAGCUCAUUGGCUGUAUUAUCUGGAUCUUGCCACAAUUCUUUGCCCUUGGCUGAUAAAGCUACCACUAGCAGGAAACUUCAGUGAUUGUUAAUGCCUUAGUGAAACAGGGAUUCACUAAAGAGUACGACACUACAGCUUUGUCACUUCUGUGUUGUAUCCAUUCAGUGAAUGGGUGUUUUCCCAGUAAGUGGGGCAUCGUUAGAUGCAAAGCAGUAAUGCUAGGGAUGUAUUUCCAACUGGAAAUAGCAAAUCUCAAAGUUGUAUGACUGAUCACACUGAUUUUUGUGCUUGUGUGUGUGUGGUUAAUUUAAAAGACUUUAAAUAUUCCACUUAAGACAAUUUUGAAGCUUCCUUAUUUUCAGCGUUUCUUAAGGCAACACUUUUGUAGUCAAAAUGCCUGAAUUACCACACUGUCAGUCUGAUUUCCUGUUUAAUUUUUAUGCUUCAGUAAAAUAUAACUUUUUACUUUCUUCAUUAUUGGGCUGCAGCACGUCUGACAUGAACUUUUCCUUCGCAGCAUUUCUGUAGAGGUGGGAUAAUCUAAAGAGCAUUGAGCAGCUGAACACGCAGCACUCUGGGGGGUUAUGUGGGGUACAUGCACAAGACUCAGCAAGCCUGCCCUUGAAGCUGUUCAUGCAGCCUUCAGGCUGAGAGUUCCAGGUGUUAACAGGGUGAAUGAUCUGCCCUUCUCUGUGGGAGUUCAUCAUUCAGCAAGCCAACACACAUGCUGCUCCAUUCCAGUGACACUACCUGAGCCCCUGCUGCUUUUUUAAGUGUAGACAUAGAACUUCAGUUGAAGUUUCAGUACCUGAACACUAACUGUACUAAAAUUAGAGUGCAAGGAUGGUCCAGCAGGCUUGAAUUCAUCAAACAACCUUGCCAUCUUUUUGUAGGAAGCAAAAGUUGUGCAGGUCUUCUUUCUAAUGCACAAAUAGUAUUGAGAGAAGAAAAUAAUUCUCUGUUAAAUAUGGCAUCCAAGCAGAUAAUCAAAAUUAUUACAGCAAUGCUUAGAUUUAAGAUGAAAGGUGCCUGUAAUGGAAUAAGAGAAACCUGCUAAUGUUCCACGUUGAAGUGUUCUAUAUGAGUCAUCUCAAAGCCAGGUGAGUCCUAGUACUGAACUGGACUCAUUCUCAGGUUUCUAGUAGAAGGGUAAUAUUGAUAAAUAGUUUGUCAGUUCUGCCAAACUCACUAAAGUUGAUAAGAAAAAUUAAAAAUUACUGUGGACCAGAAGAAACACUACUCUCAUUGUGAGGAUUAAGAUACAUUGUUACUGAUGACUUAAAUGUAACUGGCUAAAAGAGGAAAUGUACAUAACUGGUUUUAUCAUCAUCAUGAUUUCAAGUAAAUGUAACAGAUUUGUAGAAAAAAAAAAGCCAACAUACCAUAAGUCCUCAAUCAGAAGAAUCAGUGUUUAAAACUGAGUAUCUUGUGUAUGUUGUUCUGUAAAAUCCCUACAAAUUAAUUCUGCUGUUCUCUUGUAAGUGACACUAGUUUCAUCGUGUGACUUAAAAUGUUUGUUUGUUUAUUGUUUGGUCUGAUAUAAGUCACUAUUUUUGUUGUUAUAUUAAAUUGUCACUAUAUUAAAUUUCAAAAAUUGCUGUAACUACAAACUCUGCAACCUCAAUCUGACUGAGAAACGUGUGCUUGAUUCUUGGGUGUGUGUUGCCAACAGCUGGGAUCAAAGGCAGCACAUGAGAGCACUGGAAGGAACAAGUGUGGAUGCCCCAGACAAAUAGAAAUGGUUUUUCCUAGUUCUUGCCUCUGAUUUCUUUAGCAUGUGGUUGAAAUACAAAAUAGGGAUUCUCUUCUGCUCUUAGUGAUCAUUUUGCUUUUUAUGAUUGGUCUGGCCAAUACAGUGACAAGGUUUAAGUUCAAGGUUGUAGACAUUGGAAGUGGCAUUAAAAUAUUAUUACUAUAUCAAA